AUGGCGGGCGCCGUUUUUUCCUCCCAGCGAGGCGCGCCAAAAGGUCUGGCCAGAUUUGCCCGCUUCGAUGUGCCCCUCCUGCGGGCGGCCGAAUAUCGCGGCCACGAGGUCGAUCUUCUGCUGCUUGCAUGGGCCCUGCUGCUCUAUCGCUAUAGUAAUGGCAACCCCGUAGAAUUCACCUGGGGAAGAAAUGGCACCGCUGCUGAUUUCACCUUUAACUGUGGUACCUCCAACUUGAACUGGAGCUUGACCCAGACCAUUGAGAAGGCCUUGGAGGGUUUGCGAUCAUACCGAGAACAGAUUCAAGCCGGCAAAUUGGUGGAGCUGGAUAGUGCGAUUGUGUUCUUCAAUGAUGAGUGCGCCCCAACUGAUCUUCCCAGCAAUGCCUGGGUCAGUGACGGCGAUGCUCUUGGUGGUGGGAUGGCAUGGGGAAAUAUUCAACUCCAAGCAACCAUCUCAGAUGGCAGUCUGUGGUUGCGACCCUGCUGGCGCGAACCGCUCGGCGCAGAGUACCUUGCGACACACUAUGCGAACGCCCUGGUCGAAAUACUCAACACACUCGUCUCCGACCUAUCAAAACCUAUCUCAUCCGUGCUGGAACUGAGCGAGACUGACCGAUCUGAACUUUGGCGCUGGAACAAGGAUAUGCCUGCCACAGAAGAUGUCUGUGUACAAGACUUGAUAUUCGAGCAAGUCGAGAAGCAGCCGACAGCUCAAGCGAUCUGCUCAUGGGAUGGCAAUCUCACCUACGAGGAAAUUGGCCGAUAUGCAACUUUACUUGCCCACCACCUUGUUCGAAUAGGAAUGAAGACUGGCCAGAUUGUCCCCAUCUGCUUUGAAAAGUCGCGCUGGACAAUUGUCGCGGUGCUUGGUGUCUUGAGAGCCGGAGGCGCCAUGGUGCUGAUGGAUCCCAGCCAGCCUCUUGACAGACGCCACACGAUUGCCGAGCAGGUUGGCGCAACUUUGAUCGUGACAUCUCAGACACAUGCGCCCUUUGCCCCCAAGAUCGCACCAAGUGCCAAGGCGGUGGUCGUCUCCCAAGACACGCUGGACGAGCUAGCGGAACAGGCGACCAAGACCGCCAAGCCUGAACUUCCAGUCGUUCCUACCGACUCUAUUCUCUACUUAAUCUUUACUUCUGGAAGUACGGGUAAACCCAAGGGUGUCAUUAUCAAUCACCGUACUUACACCACGAGCGCGAUUGCGCGAAGUGCCGCUGUAGGCUAUACUGCCAAGUCACGAGUGCUUGAUUUCGCGUCAUAUGCAUUUGAUGUCAGUGUUGAUAGUAUGCUGUGUACGACGCUGCGCGGUGGUUGCCUGUGUAUUCCCUCUGAUGAGGACAGACUGAAUGAUAUCAGCGGUGUGAUUCGCCGGAUGGGAGUGACCAUGUCCAAUAUGACCCCGUCGGUCGCACGCAUUCUAGACUCCGACAUCAUUCCCUCUUUGGAUAGUCUUGGUCUUGGUGGAGAAUCAUGCUCUGUCGGAGACGUGUCUGAAUGGGGUCAGUAUACAAGAAUUGUGAUCGGAUAUGGUCCCUCAGAGUGUACAGUUGGGUGCACAAUCAACUCGAGUGCGGCAGGCAAACCAUAUGUCAGCAUUGGACCUGGCAAUGGAGGUAUCAUUUGGUUGACCGACCCAGAUGACCACAACAAACUGACUCCAAUUGGUGGUGUUGGUGAGCUACUGGUCGAAGGACCGAUUGUCGGUCAGGGUUAUCUGGGUGACCCCGAGAAGACUGCUGCCGCAUUUAUCGAGGACCCCGCUUGGCUCCUUGCCGGUAGCAAAGAAGUCCCGGGACGCAAAGGCCGAUUGUAUAAGACAGGUGAUCUGGUCCGUCAUGACCCAGACGGUGAACAAGGGUUUAUCUUUGUUGGCCGAAAGGACACACAGGUCAAGCUCCGCGGACAGCGCGUUGAGCUUGGCGAAAUUGAACAUCACCUGCGACGACUUCUCCCAUCGGGGACCGAUGUGGUCGCUGAGGUUAUUGCGCCACAGGGCCGGAGCACGGAGUCAAUGCUUCUUGCAUUCGUUGCAGACCCCAACGCCGAGAAGCCUCAAAAUGUUAAGGAUAAUGAGCUUCACCAGAUCGAGUUCUCUUCCGCAAUUCGUGAGAAGAUGACUGACCUCAGCGAGCAGCUGUCCAAAGCUCUCCCGAUCUACAUGGUUCCCUCGACCUAUAUUGGUAUCAAUCGUAUGCCAAUGCUUGUCUCAGGCAAGAUUGAUCGCAAGCUGUUGCGUGCGUUCGGAUCGCAGCUAACUCUGCAAUCCAACUCUGAAUCUUCCGGUGGGGAGAGCCAGGAGCCCACCUCGGAGACAGAGAUCUGCUUACAUGAAGUUUGGUGUCGUCUUCUGGGAUUGAAGGCAGAAGAAGUUAGCACUACUCACAAUUUCUUCAUUCUGGGAGGAGACUCUGUUCUGGCUAUGAAAUUAGUGCCCGCCGUUCGUGAGCAAGGAUUCGUGCUGACUGUGGCGGAUAUAUUCAGCUUCCCUGUUCUAUCAGACAUGGCACGAGCAAUGGAGAAGGAAGAGGCAAACUCGCAGGUCGAAGUUUCUCCGUUUUCCCUCAUUGACUUUGCCUGGGACCGUAAGGCCGUUUGUGAAGAGGCCGCUAACCAAUGCGGUGUUGAACUCUCUUCGAUCGAAGAUAUAUAUCCCUGCACACCUCUGCAAGAAAUUCUCAUGGCAUUUUCUGCCCGCUCCGCUGAGAGCUAUGUCGCGCAACGAAUUGCGGAAAUUCCCAAUGAAGAGACAGCUGACAAGUUGAAGGAGGCCUGGGAUGUUGUCAUCAAUGAUAGCGCGAUCUUGCGCACUCGUGUCGUCGAGUUCAAGGAGCACGGCUUCAUGCAAGUCGUCAUCACGGAUACUCCAGAGUGGCAGUCUAGCCAUCUGAGUCUUGAGGAGUUCCUGGUGGACGACCAAAAGACCCCGAUGUCUGUCAAUAUGCCCCUAAACCGGGUCUCAAUCGUCCACGAUGAUGCUGCGAGCAAGAUCUAUUUCGUCUGGACAGUUCAUCACGCCAUCUACGACGGCUGGUCGACAGACCUGAUGGUCGAGCAUGCAAAGAACGCCUACAAGGGCGUCCCUACUACCCGAUCAGCCGGGUUCAAGCACUUCAUUCAGUUCCUUGUCGAUCCUGCAAGAGAGAGCUCAAAAGACUACUGGCGUGUUCAGCUUCAAGGCGCAACCGGCCCCCAAUACCCAUCUCUACCAUCGCGCAUGUACAUCCCCGAGCCCAAUGCACUGGUUCAGCGAAUUGUCCCUGUAGAGCAGAUCUCACGCUCUAGCAUUACCACCGCGACUCUCAUCCGAGCUGCAUGGGCUCUCGUAGCCUCGCAGUACACCAUGAGUGACGACGUGGUAUUUGGCGAGACAUUUUCAGGACGAACACUUCGUCUUCCUGGCGUCGAGCAAAUCGAAGGUCCCAUGAUUGCCACAGUUCCCGUGCGCGUUCGUAUCGACCGAUCCGCACCCGUUCAGGAAUUCCUCCAAGGAAUCCAAGAGCAAGGCCUCGUCAGAGCCGCGCAUGAGCAUCUCGGUAUGCAAAACAUCCGCCGUGUCAGCGGUGAUGCUCAGUUGGCAUGCGAGGUGAAGAUGGGCUUGGUCAUUCAGCCUCGAUCAGCGGAAGCCUCAGAGGAAUCCGCUGAUGGGAUGCCUCCUUUCCGCGUUGAAGAUGCAGCUCACGAAGCGUUGCGCUUUAAUUCUUACCCGCUCAUGCUUGCUUGUUCGCUACGCUCCGACGGCUUCGAAGUUACAGCAAGCUUUGAUUCGAACCUCAUCACCGAGCCCCAGAUGCACCGUGUUCUCGCUCAACUUGAAUAUGUCGUUUCGCAGCUCUGCAGUGAUGAUACGGCUCAGCUGAGCAAUAUCACCUGCAUGAGCGAGCAGGAGCUUGCCGAAAUCUGGUUGAACAACAAGGUUCCGGUAUCUUCAGCGCCAGAUGUCGCUGGUGUACUACUCGAGGAGACGAGAGGACUUACAACAGGAGAUCAGUACAAGACGGCAUUUGUUCCCUGGAUCGUGAACCCCUCCAACCACAACCAACUAAUGCCAAUUGGGACCGUGGGUGAGCUCCUCCUGGAGGGCGUGGGGGAAGCCGCAAAUCUCGAUGCCCCCGAGUGGCUUUCCAAGGGAGCGGGCGAUGCUCAAGGCCGCAGCGUGAAGCUCUAUCAAACCGGCGACCUUGUCAAGUAUGCCGAUGACCAGAGCCUGAUUUUCAUGGGUCGUAAGGAGAGUCUCCGCAAGGUUGACGGCCAUGUUAUGGACCUUGCUGCAGUGGACCUUCAACUCCGACAAUGGCUACCGGAAAAUGCCCACUCGGCCAGUCAGCUUAUUGUGCCCAAGGACUCGGGCAAUCAAUCACCAGCACUGGUUGCAUUUGUGAGCGAGCCUCCUUCGAAGGAAGGCCGGGUAGUUGACCUUGGGCUCAAGAAUCUUAGCGCACAGCUUCCAGUGUCUAAUGUCAUCUCGUCCGAGCUGGCGGAUGCUAUUGUCAGCUUGAACAAGAAGCUCGCUGACGUCCUCCCUCCUUACAUGAUUCCUUCGAUCUACAUCCCUCUCGAGAAGCUGCCAUACCUCGGUGAACAGGUUGAUGUCGACUCUCUGAAGGCCAUGGCAGAGCACGUCACUCAAGAUUUGCUGUUGCAGCUGCGAACGGCUUUCACCAACCUCCGGUCAGGUCGGGCCAAGCAAAUGACCAUGAAAGAACGAACACUGCGUGGUCUUUGGGCCAAGUCCCUCGGCAUGGAAGAAGAGAAGAUGGCACUUGAUGACAACUUCUUCCGACUGGGUGGUGAUUCUAUCAUGGCUAUGAAGCUGGUUUCUGCGUUGCGUCUGGUGGGGUAUCAUCUGUCUGUGACGGAUAUCUUCCGCAACAUGCAAUUGAGUUCCAUGGCCGGCGCUUUAGAAGAGGUGCCUUUGAACGGCGAGCGAGUGGUCAAGGUAUAUAAGCCUUUCUCAAUGAUCAAUGUCAGUGAUCGUCAAGAAUAUUUGUCGAAGAACAUUGUUCCCGCCCUUGCCGAUCCAGCAUGGGAUAUUGAAGAUGUGCUUCCCGCCACAGAUCCCCAGCAGCGCGAUGUGGAAACGACUGUCUCCAAGCCUCGGAGUGCAAUUCAGUAUAACAUGCUAUACUUCAACAAGGAUGUUGAUAUGACCCGUUUGCUGGAUAGCUUCCAGAAGCUUGUUUCCGCUCACCCUAUUCUGCGGACCAUCUUCGUCAAAGAGGGUAGCCGUGUCAUGCAGGUUGUACUCAAGGACCUCAAGGCACAGAUCUCCGAGUCUACUACAGAAGAUCUCGUCUCCGAUUUCUGCAAAAAGUUAGCAAAGCAAGACAUCGAAGACGGCUCCUCAUUCAACCUCGGCACAUCAUCUCUAAAACUCUUCCUCAUCCACGGGACCGAGCAGAAAGCGCUCAUGAUCCGAAUUUCCCACGCCCAAUACGACGGAAUCUCCUUCCCAGAAAUCCUCCGCCAACUCGAGCUCCAAUACGAAAAUAAAGAACUCGAUCAACCAUCAACCCCCUUCCACAACUACAUCCAAUACCAAUCCGAUUCCAAGCUCGAAAACGUCCAAUACUGGCGCGAGGUUCUACAGGGUUCUUGGUUAACUUCCCUCCCACCCGCAGAACCCACCAGCACGCCGCAAUUCAUCAAGAAAGAAGUCGACCUCUCAUCCCGAUCUCCGGAUACAACAAUGGCAACACUCCUCACAGCGGCCUGGGCGCGCGUUCUCUCAACCCAUCUAAACACAAAAGAUAUUACAUUCGGAGGCGUCGUUUCCGGCCGAACAGUCGACCUUCCCGACGUUGAUAAGAUCAUGGGCCCGACAUACCAGUACAUGCCACUACGGGUUAAGUUCGACUCCGGAUCUAGCGUGAAGGAUCUUCUUGCUGGUGUACGGGAUCAAUUUCUUGAAGGAAGUCGUCAUGCUACGCUAGGCUUCCAAGAAAUUUCAGAUAAUUGUACCAGCUGGUCACCGACAAUCCCGUUCUUCUCAAGUAUCGUGCAUCAUCAUGAUAUUGAGUACUUUGAUACGAUUCCGUUCGCUGGGACUGAGUGUGCUGUUGAUUAUACGAAUCCCCAUCCUGAGGCUGCGGAUCCGAUCCGUGUUACUUCACAUCAAGCCUCGUCUCCUUCGAAUUCACCCGCGGCUCCCCCCCGUAAACCCAACACAUUAAUCUUCGUCGGCGGCCUAGGCGAUGGCCUAGCCUCAGUCGAAUACCUAGCCGACAUCGUCCGCGCCCUAACCGACACCAAAUGGACCGUCUUCAAUCUAAUCCUCUCCUCCUCCUACGGCGGAUGGGGCAUGGGCCGACUAGGCAAAGACAUCGACGAGAUCGCCCAAACAGUAUCCUACGUCCGCGAAUACAAGACUCCCAUCUACGGAUCCGGCAAGGUAGUCGUGAUGGGCCACUCAACCGGUUCCCAAGACGUAAUGCACUACCUCAACUGUCCGAACCCGCGACCCGCGCACCCGGUCUUCGACAAGGGCUGUGCUGGUGUGGUUCGGCCCCAGAUUGACGGGGCGAUUAUGCAAGCGCCUGUUUCUGACCGUGAGGGUAUUCUUUGGGUUAUUAAGUGCGGUACCAAGAGGGAUAGUCCUGAGGUUAUGAGGGAAUUAUAUAAUAAAGCCGUAUCUGAUGCGAGGGAGAAUACGUAUGAGGAUGAUGGGUCUGUUGAUACGGUUGUUCCGCUCUCUGUUACUGGACGCAUUGGAUACCCGUCCACGGCACCGGUUAGUAGUCGGCGGUUUUUGAGUCUCGUUAGUCCUGAUUCGCCCGGUGCGCCGGAGGAAGAUGAUUUGUUUAGCUCGGAUUUGAGUGAUGAGCAGCUUGGGAAGACAUUUGGUCAGGUUGGCGUGAGGGGAUUGUUGGGGCAUAAGUUGUUGGUUUUGUAUUCGGGUCGUGAUCAGUCUGUUCCGCCGUGGGUGAAUAAGGAGGCGCUUAUCAAGAGGUGGGAGAAGGCUAUUAAUACUGAGGGGAGGGAAUAUUGGGAUCGGAGGAGUAUGAUUAUUCCUGGUGCUUCGCAUGCGUUGAGUGAUGAUGAUCAGGCGGAGCCGAGGAGGAUUUUGGUUGAGCAGGUUACUUCUUACCUGAAGGAUAUUGAAAUUUCGUGA
Messenger RNA from Penicillium waksmanii, 7110 nucleotides. RefSeq lists its product as uncharacterized. The record is from RefSeq and is a predicted model, not a curated record. Gene Ontology annotation, molecular function: catalytic activity; phosphopantetheine binding. The coding region runs from base 1 to 7110 and encodes 2369 amino acids. Gene Ontology annotation, cellular component: cytoplasm. Gene Ontology annotation, biological process: secondary metabolite biosynthetic process; amino acid activation for nonribosomal peptide biosynthetic process. NCBI's taxonomy places the organism in Eukaryota, Fungi, Ascomycota, Eurotiomycetes, Eurotiales, Aspergillaceae. The transcript has 3 exons.